AUGGCAAGCCAGCCGAGUUCUGGAGGGUUCUCCCUGUUCCCAAACCCAAACUACAGGCACGCAAGCCCGCGACCCAGAACGGCGACACCAAGCAACGGUGGUGCGAGGGCCACCACCCCUCAGAGCUCUGCCCCUCCCCGCGAUCUUUGGCCCGAGUCCUCGCCGCCCAGGCAGCAUCGCACUCCGGAGCGCAAACCAUCUACCAGGCAAGGCAGGCAGCCUCAGAGCCAAGGUGCCGGCAUCAGCCAAGUGGGCGCUUCUUCAACGCACCCAGGCCGAGCAGAGGAUCCGUGGAUUGGCAGUUCCGCCGCCGCCGCACAGGUCCAACGUCCGGCCGCCGUCGUUGAGGCGCCGCCGAGAUGUGACACUGCCUUCUCAGAAGCGCAGACACUGGUGCGGAGCAACAGUAACAGGUCUUGCACCUCGGCAGGCCACAAAAAUGGUGCCCAAGGCCCGUCGUCUUUGGGAGGUGAGCCUCAAGCGCUGAGGUCGAUAUUCCCAACUUAUAAUCACGAUCUGCCUCCAGAUAGGCAGGAAUACUUUCCGACUCAAGCAAGCCCGACGCAUAUACCUAUGGCCGUCAUUAGCAGGCCUUUGUACUCACCGGAGCCUGAAAUAAUACAUCACACACAACAGCCGCAACAUGCACAACUCCCUUCUCCCUCUCCCCAACUACAUGCGCAACAGUUCCACCGCCCCCUACAAUCAGAUAUGCAAAUGCCACAGCAGCCCGCCCCAACAGCAGUACCGGCAUCAUCUCCGCCACCAAUACCUACCCCCGUGGCCAGGUGGCCGCCACGGCCUGCAGAGCCGCCAACCACACCCCAUGUCAGCUCGACCGAGGAGCUACGGUCGCUGUGGAAAGUAGUGAGCGGCUGGAAGGCCACCGCGUCUGAAGGCCGUCUAUUCUGCCUCAAGAUGACAGCCGAGAGGGACACGCCCAUAUACACCCUCUCGUCGACAACACAACCCUUCUACAACCUCCGCGUCGACCCGACAUCCGCAUCCGCUUACGUCACACUGUCCCGCCACGACCCAAGCAAAGUAUACAAAGCACCAGCCGAGCCGACAUCAACUGCAUCCGACCCCGGAAGCCCCGGCGGAUCCAUGCCUCCGGCAUCCGUGGUCGGCACAGGCAAGGACGGCAAACACUGGCAGUCGGCGCUGACGACGACCCUCGAGGAGACGUCUCGGCGGCACGCGCCAAACGACGGGCUGGUGGCGCUCCUGUACCCGCAGGCGGCGGCGCGGGUGGCGCUGGAGCGACCCGACGACGUGGCGACCAUCAUGACGGCGGAGCGCGAGUGCGCGCGGCUGGUGUGGGACGACGACACGGGCAACCACUACCUGGUGCACCCGGCGCUGGCCAUGCCCUUCUGCGUCACCAUCGACCGCAACACGGCGUGGAGCCGCACCGAGUACACGCUCGAGCACCUCGAGAGCCCGCAGCACAUUGCGCGGCUCACGCGCGACGGCACCGGCAACGGCUGGCUCGAGCUCGACACGGGCAUCGCCGCCAAGAUCGACAGCGUCUACAUCGUCGAGGUCGCCGUCGCCGCCCUGAUGCUCGUCGCCCACGGAGACACCCUGUUCACCCGCAGCGAGGUCUUUGAGGCCCCGCCCGUGCACAUGAUCUUUGCCGCGCCGCCGCCCAGCUGUGGUUCCGGCUCUGGGGAGGGCGGCAGCGGCGCCAAGAAGAACAAGAGGCGGGACAGGAAGAGCUCCCGCGCCACCGCCAAAAAGAGCGGCAGCAGCAGUAGCAGCACGCCCAGGACGAAGCUGGAUCAGUUCGAGCUGGAUAUCGAGAGCCAGACGAGCGACUUGGCCAAGUUGGAUGUCGUCAAGGAUAAAGACAAGAAGCUGCCUAGUCUGGCGAGGCUGGUCAUCAAACUCAUCACGGUGACUUUCAAGUGCUUCAUCUGGGUGCUGACGGCCAUUUUCAAGGCCUUGACUGGCUGUAUAUCCGUGUCGGCUAGAUGUCUGACGUCGGAGAAGCUCUAA
Molecule: messenger RNA, 2001 nt
Organism: Pyricularia grisea
Lineage: Eukaryota; Fungi; Ascomycota; Sordariomycetes; Magnaporthales; Pyriculariaceae
Exons: 1
Coding region: 1-2001 (666 amino acids)
Source: RefSeq, a predicted model, not a curated record